AUGCCCUGUGCCUCGGACCCCGAGCGAAGCCUGUCUGUCGACCCUGGCACCCCCAGCUGGGAGCUGUCGUGUUUUAACUGCACGAUGCAGGGACCGCACCACGGCUGGGACCUGUCUUCCACCCACGGGUCCUCCAACUCCUCCUGCGUGUCCGCCGAUGCCCAGAUGUGUGAGAGGAACCAGACCACGACGACCAGCUUCCGGAUGCUGCCGCUGGCGGUCGUCCUGAGCUUCGUGUCGCUGGCCACCGUGGGGCUGAACGUGCUGGUGUUGUACGCCGUGCGCAGCGAGCGGAAGCUGCACACGGUGGGGAACCUCUACAUCGUCAGCCUCUCGGCCGCCGACCUCAUCGUGGGCGCCGUGGUCAUGCCCAUGAACAUCCUUUACCUGACCCGCUGCCACUGGUCGCUGGGCCGGGAACUCUGCCUCUUCUGGCUGUCCAUGGACUAUGUAGCCAGCACGGCGUCCAUCUUCAGCGUCUUCAUCCUGUGCAUCGACCGUUACCGCUCCGUGCAGCACCCGCUACGGUACCUCAAGUACCGCACCAAGACGCAGGCGUCGGUCACCAUCCUGGGCGCCUGGUUCCUGGCCUUCCUCUGGGUCAUCCCCAUCCUGGGCUGGCGCCGCUUCCGGCCCGACAGCUCGCCGCUCCGCGAGGAGCGCUGCGAGACGGACUUCUACGACGUCACCUGGUUCAAGGUCAUGACGGCCAUCGUCAACUUCUACCUGCCCACGGUGCUCAUGCUCUGGUUCUACGCCCGCAUCUACAAGGCCGUGCGGCGGCACUGUCAGCACCGCAACCUGGCCAACGGGGCGCUGCCCUUCUUCUCCGAGAGGACCCUGCGGGCUCCGGGCCCCCGGCCGGCCCGCGAGUCCCCCUGGGCCUUUCUGAAAAGGAAGUCGGGAGACGCCACCACCACCACCACCACCGGCGAGGACCCGGGCUUGGUGUCCACUCCGCCCGGAGAGCCGGAGGGGACGUCCCCUGGGUUCAGUGACCCGGACGGGGACGCGGAGGCUGAUCCACGCCACUGUCUCCCGCUCAGCCCGGUGCCACCCACGCAGCCAGCAUCCGCCGACGGGGCCCACCGGGGCCAGUGGCAGGACAGUGGCGAGCCGGGCUCCGGGGCCAGCGAGGCGCAGGAGGACCAGGUGCUCGGGGACGGCCAGUCUUUCUCCAGGACCGACUCGGACCCCUUCACCGAGCAGGGCCCCGACAAGGGCAAAGCGCGGGGCCGGCCGAGCAUGAGCCUGGACUACCUCAAGUUCACCUGGAAGCGGCUGCGCUCCCACUCGCGCCAGUCCGUGUCGGGGCUGCACCUGCGUCGGGAGCGCAAGGCCGCCAAGCAGCUGGGCUUCAUCAUGGCGGCCUUCAUCCUCUGCUGGAUCCCCUACUUCAUCUUCUUCAUGGUCAUCGCCUUCUGCGAGAGCUGCUGCAACAGCUACGUGCACAUGUUCACCAUCUGGCUGGGCUACAUCAACUCCACGCUCAACCCCCUCAUCUACCCCCUGUGCAACGAGAACUUCAAGAAGACGUUCAAGAAGAUCCUGCAUAUCCCCUCUUAGGCGGCCGCCGCUGGAGA
Molecule: messenger RNA, 1583 nt
Organism: Sorex fumeus (smoky shrew)
Lineage: Eukaryota; Metazoa; Chordata; Mammalia; Eulipotyphla; Soricidae
Gene: HRH1
Product: histamine receptor H1
Exons: 2
Coding region: 1-1566 (521 amino acids)
Biological process (GO): G protein-coupled receptor signaling pathway, coupled to cyclic nucleotide second messenger; regulation of vascular permeability; positive regulation of vasoconstriction
Cellular component (GO): membrane; dendrite
Molecular function (GO): G protein-coupled serotonin receptor activity; neurotransmitter receptor activity; histamine receptor activity
Source: RefSeq, a predicted model, not a curated record